Molecule: messenger RNA, 5347 nt
Organism: Echinops telfairi (small Madagascar hedgehog)
Lineage: Eukaryota; Metazoa; Chordata; Mammalia; Afrosoricida; Tenrecidae
Gene: NUP153
Product: nucleoporin 153
Exons: 22
Coding region: 1-4335 (1444 amino acids)
Biological process (GO): RNA export from nucleus; protein import into nucleus
Cellular component (GO): nuclear pore
Molecular function (GO): structural constituent of nuclear pore
Source: RefSeq, a predicted model, not a curated record
AUGAAGACUUACCGCUUGGGACUGAGACAAGAGAAGGGCAUUCUUAGCAGAGUUACAGAAUCUGUCAAGAAUAUUGUUCCUGGAUGGCUGCAGAGGUAUUUCAACAAGAAUGAGGAUGUAUGCAGCUGCUCAACAGACACGAAUGAAGUGCCACCCUGGCCUGAAAAUCGAGAGGAGGACCACCUCUAUGCAGAGGAGGAGAGCGCUCAUGUAAAUGAUGGGAGGGUCCCUCCUGAGCCAACAGCCAGUAAUACAGAAGAGCCCUCAACAACUAGUUCUGCUUCAAACUAUCCAAAUGUAUUAACAAGGCCUUCUCUUCAUCGGAGCCAUCUGAAUUUCUCCCUGCUGGACUCCUCUGCAUUACACUGUCCACCAUCCACCUCUUCAGCGUUCCCAGUCGGCAGUUCUGGGUUUUCUCUUGUAAAGGAAAUUAAAGAUUCUACCUCUCAGCAUGAUGAUGAUAACAUCUCAACUACUAGUGGCUUUUCUUCGAGAGCUUCUGAUAAAGAUAUAGCUGUUUCAAAGAACACUUCAGUGCCACCUCUGUGGUCCCCAGAGGCCGAACGUUCUCAUUCACUCUCACAGCACACUGCCACCAGCUCAAAAAAACCAGCAUUCAACUUGUCUGCCUUUGGAGCUCUUUCCCCUUCUCUUGGGAAUUCUUCCAUCCUUAAAACAAGUCAGCUUGGAGAUUCUCCUUUUUAUCCUGGAAAAACAACAUAUGGUGGGGCAGCAGCUGCUGCAAGACAGUCUAAACCACGGAAUACACCUUACCAGGCACCAGUCAGAAGACAGAUGAAAGCUAAGCAACUUAAUGCACAAUCUUACGGGGUGACUAGCUCAACAGCCCGGCGAAUAUUACAGUCUUUGGAAAAGAUGUCAAGUCCUCUAGCGGAUGCAAAAAGAAUUCCAUCUAUUGUUUCUUCAUCCCUGAAUUCUCCUCUUCAUAAGAGUGGGAUAGAUAUCACAGAUUUUCAGACCAAAAGAGAAAAGGUGAACUCUCAAUAUCCCCCUGUUCAGAGACUGGUGACCCCAAAGUCAGUUUCUGUAGCAACAAAUCGAACUGUUUAUUUUAAACCAUCUCUUACCCCAUCUGGAGAAAUGAAGAAGACCAAUCAAAGAAUAGAUAAAAAGCACAAUACUGGAUUUGAAAAAAAUGCGGCAUCAGGACAAAAUAGAGAACGAGAAAGUGGUUUUUCAUACCCAAAUUUCAGUGUGCCUGCAGCCAAUGGAUUAUCUUCUGGUGGUGGAGGCGGCAAAAUGAGACGAGAAAGGACACGCUUUGUUGCAUCGAAACCUCCAGAGGAGGAGGAAAUGGAAGUACCAGAAUUACCGAAAAUAUCUCUACCAAUCACGAGUUCUUCACUGCCUACUUUCAGUUUUAGUUCUCCUGCAGCUGUGACGUCCUCUCCAUCACCCAUCAGUCCUUCACGGUCAUUAACAAACAAGGUACAAAUGACCUCUCCAAGCAGUGCUGCCAGUCCCAUAUUUAGAUUUUCAUCUCCAAUUGUUAAAUCUACUGAGGCAGAUGUACUACCUCCAUCAUCUAUUGGAUUUACAUUUAGUGUGCCCGUUGCUAAAACAACAGAACUUUCUAGCUCCAGUAGUCCUUUAGAGCCAAUAACAAGUAGAUCAGCACAAGAGAAUGCUUCCGUGAACAGUCCACGCUGUACAGAGAAGCAAGAUGAAGCUUGUGAGGGCCCGUUUAGACCUGCAAAAGUCCUGAAGGAAGGAAGUGUUCUAGAUAUUCUGAAAAGCCCUGGUUUCAUGUCACCGAAGGUAGAUUCUUUUGCUGUUCAGGCAACCACAACAAGCCCUGCCGUUUAUACAAGACCGGCAAUAAGUACCUUUUCUCCUAGUGGAAUUGGGCUUGGGGGAAGUUUAAAAGCUGGGUCAUCGUGGCAGUGUGAUACUUGUCUACUCCGGAACAGAGCUACAGACAGCAAGUGCACAGCCUGUCAGGCCGCCAAGCUGCCGCCAAGAGACCCUGCCAAACAGACGGGGAUUGGGACACUGAGUGAAAGUGGCAAGCCAGCUCUUUCUGCCCCGGGGACAGGCUUCGGAGACAAGUCUAAACCAGCAGUAGGAACCUGGGACUGUGAUACGUGUUUAGUGCAAAAUAAACCCGAAGCAGUAAAAUGUGUAGCUUGUGAAACACCCAAACCCGGCACGGGUGUGAAGCGGGUCCUCACUCUCCCGAUGGCUUCAGAAACCACCGUGACUGUGACUGCAUCGUCCUCCAGCUGCACUGCAACCACUGGUACCUUAGGGUUUGGAGAUAAAUUCAAAAGGCCUUUGGGAUCUUGGGAGUGUCCCGUGUGCUGUGUUUCUAAUAAUGCAGGCGACAGGAAGUGUGUGUCCUGUAAGUCUGAGAAACCAGGAAGCUCAGUACCUACUUCCAGUAGCAGCACGACCCCAGCCUCGGUGUCUCCUGGAGGCUUCCUAGGAUUGGAAAAGUUCAAGAAACCUGAGGGCAGCUGGGACUGUGAAGCUUGCCUAGUCCAAAACAAAGCCGAGUCCACCCAAUGUGUAGCAUGUGAAAAUGCAAAGCCAGGCACAAAAUCAGAGUUUAAAGGUUUGGCCACAUCUUCAUCUUUGAACUCAACAGCCGCUUCUUUCACUUUUGGGAUCCCAUCUUCUACUUCUGGGCCUUCUCAGAUGUUAACAAGCACUGGGAAUUUUAAGUUUGGAAAUCAAGGAGGCUUCAAAAUAGGUGUGUCAUCAGAUUCUGAGUCCAUAAACCCCACGAGUGGAGGAGGCUUUAAGUUUUCCAAACCAACAGGAGAUUUUAAAUUUGGAGUUUCAUCUGAUCCUAAACCUGAAGAAGAUAAAAAGGACAGUAAGAAUGAUCAUAAUUUCAAGUUUGGGCUUUCUUCUAGUUUAAGCACUCCGGCUCCUUUAGCUCCCUUUCCGUUUGGAGCUUCUAGUCUUGGGCAGCAGGAGAAGAAAGAGGAACUCCCCAAAUCUUCGUCUGCAGGCUUUAGCUUUGGCACUAGUGUUAUUAACCCCACCCCUACUGCUCCCAAUACCGCAGUGACCUCUGAGAACAAAAGUGGCUUUGGCUUUGGAACCGCAGAAACCAAGAGCGGCCCUGUGGCUCCCUUCACGUGUAAGACGGUGGAAGCCAAAAAGGAAGACACACCUGCCCCCAAACUGGGGUUCACUUUUGGCAGUCUCCCAUCUGCCUCAGUGUUUGCUUUGGGAAGGACAGAGGAGAAACAGCAAGAGCCAGUCACUUCAAGCUCUCUAGUGUUUGGGAAGAAAGCUGACAACGAAGAGCCAAAGUGUCCACCAGUGUUUUCCUUUGGGAAUUCCGAGCAAACCAAAGAGGAGCGUUCUUCCAAGCUGAACUUCAGUUUCGGCUUGGGCAAACAAGCUGAGAAGGAGUCCGAGCAACCGGCCAAGGCCACUUUUGCUUUUGGAGCGCAAGCCAGUACCACAGCUGAUCAAGGAGCAGCAAAGCCAGUUUUCAGUUUCUUGAACAACAAUCCCUCCACCUUAAGCACGCCAACCACGUCUGCCGGAGGUGUUGGAUUUGGUAGCUCCACCUCUUCCUCCAAUCCGCCCGUGGCUGCCUUUGUGUUUGGACAGGCCAGCAAUCCUGUGAGCGGCUCUGCCUUUGGUAACUCAGCUGAAGCCAGCACAUCUCAGGGCUUGCUGUUUUCUCAGGAUAGCAAACCAGCAACCACAUCCAGCACGGCGGCCGCUGUCACCCCGUUUGUCUUUGGUCCAGGAGCCAGCAGUAGUACCACAGCAACCACGGCUUUCAGUUUUGGGGCUACAACCACUUCUAGCUCUUCAGGAUCCUCAUUUGUAUUUGGCACUGGACCUUCUUCAGCACCAUCUGCCAGUCCAGCAUUUGGUGCUAGCCAGACCCCGACAUUUGGGCAAAGUCAAGGUGCCAGCCAGCCUAAUCCUUCUGGCUUUGGAUCUAUAUCAUCUUCAGCAGCAUUAUUCCCAAAUGCUUCUCAGCCCGCGCCUACUUUCGGGACAGUGUCAAGCAGUAGCCAACCUCCGGUGUUUGGACAGCAGCUCAGUCAGUCUGCAUUUGGCUCUGGAGCAGCUCCUAACUCUGGUUCCGUUUUCCAGUUUGGCAGCAGCACCACAAAUUUCAACUUCACAAACAACAACCCAUCAGGAGUGUUUACGUUUGGAGCGAAUCCGAAUCCCAGCACACCGGCAGCCUCAGCCCAGCCUGCAGGCUCCGGGGGAUUUCCAUUCAGCCAGCCAUCAGCAGGAUUUACAGUGGGGUCGAAUGGGAAAAACCUGUUCUCUUCCUCCGGACCUUCAGUUUCUGGUCGCAAGAUAAAGACUGCUGUUAGACGUAGGAAAUAAAAGGUCACAAAGGUGUUACAUAUAACAACUUUACCAACAGUUGGUGCCCUGCUUUCAGAUACUGGAUUGUACUAUGUGCUGGGCUUGUCUGAAGUCAGAUCCGCCUAAGAAUGUCUUCAAUUUUGGAAUUCUUUCUUUACUGAAACCCAACCAUCACCCCCCCACCCCUUUUAUAAAAUAAUAGCUAGCCUGGUGAGUGAUCCUUCAGCAAAAAUAUUUUAUGAUCCAGCAAAUUAUUCACUAAUUGGCAUGGUCUGGCUGAACCCAGGAAUAGAGCCCUUACAGCAAACAGCUUUGUAUAGAACCUCUUCGUCUGCACCACUAUGUGAGCUGAUAUGCGUCUAGGGAAUGCGUGGAAUGUAAUUCUACCGGAGGAAUUCUGCAUCGAUUAGCGGAUGUUGAAAAGAAUGGUUUCUAUGCUGUUUGUGCUGGUGUGUGUGUGAAGUGAGUGAGUUGGGUGUCUUGUGUUCUGAUAGAGGAAGCCUGACUGAAGAAUGGUCCCUGCUAAGGACUUGUUAGAUCCAGUUCUCCAUUUAAUAAUUAUAUGCUAUUUCUAUAUUUUCAUUCUUAUGACUAUCACCUGUCUUGCCUUCAUUAUUUUAUUAUGAAACAUGUGUAAAUACAGUUUUGUUUCUGUACUUUUUUUGGCAUCACAUAAAAUCUGUGAACUUGAAAUUUUGUGUUAGAAAUUUUUUUGUUGUUUGUUUAGUCUCGUCUCAGAUUUUAUUAUGUAAAUCCCAUUAUUCAAAGUUGCCUAGAUCCAUUUGGAAAUCUUAAAAAAAAAAUUGGGGAUUCUUAAAGUGAAUUUAUUGGCUUUUCUGAUCCAGUUUUGUUUUGGACCAAAACCCAGUAUUGUACAAAGUAUUAAGCAUAUAUUUUUAUAUUUACUGAAAUGGACAGUGGUGACUUUGGAUAAUAAGGAAAAGUUUAAUAUUAAAGCCAUGUUUAUUACAGUAUAAUUAACAUUGUUAAACCAUGGGACAAAUGCAUCAAUAAAAAAUUAUGAAAUAUU